AUGGAGUGUGUGGCCCAGUCUCCUGCAAGCUCACACUUCAUUGCUGAUGGCACCUACACCCGCUUUGCUGACUGGCGUUUUAUUCACAGGGCUAGGUUGAACCUCCUCCCCCUUAAUGGAAGCCAGGUAUGGAAGGAAGACAAGAGGUGUCGGAGAUGCAACGAGGCUGACCUAGAGACUCUGCCCCACGUCCUCAACCACUGUAAGAGCAAGUCUCGUGGCUGGCAACUCCGGCACGAUACCAUCGUCGCAAGAGUAAAAAAGGCGCUCGCUACCAGGUGCACGAUCAUUUCUGAAAACCAAAGAGUGGGCCCCGACAAUCUUCGUCCCGACUUAGUGGUGCAGUCGGGGAACAAGGUCUUCAUAGUGGAUGUCACCAUUCCAUUUGAGAACAGAAUGGAGGGUUUCGAGAAGGCUAAACGUCUGAAGCACGACAAACAUGCGAGUCUUCUCCCCCUCUAUUCCUCAAAUGGAGUGCAGACUUCGAUUGUACCUAUUGUUGUUGGCGCACUGGGAGCUUGGGAUCCCGAGAACGACAGGUUUCUGUUGAAGUAUAUGCCACGGGGCUACCUCAACAAGUUUCGCAAGUUAUGUGUCAGCGAUUGCAUCAAGUGGUCUCGCGACAUAUACGUCGAACACAUAACUGGGCAUAGGCAAUUCACCGAUGGGGUCGAUCUCGCAGAACACCUGACCCCUCCGGAGCCACCAAGUGACUUGUAA
Molecule: messenger RNA, 720 nt
Organism: Argiope bruennichi
Lineage: Eukaryota; Metazoa; Arthropoda; Arachnida; Araneae; Araneidae
Exons: 1
Coding region: 1-720 (239 amino acids)
Source: RefSeq, a predicted model, not a curated record